Saccostrea cuccullata (small rock oyster) is the source of this 858-nucleotide messenger RNA. RefSeq lists its product as uncharacterized. Lineage: Eukaryota; Metazoa; Mollusca; Bivalvia; Ostreida; Ostreidae. The record is from RefSeq and is a predicted model, not a curated record. The transcript has 4 exons. Gene Ontology annotation, molecular function: DNA binding. Bases 148 to 858 code for a protein of 236 amino acids. Gene Ontology annotation, biological process: DNA integration; DNA transposition.
UGUUUUAGACCCCGACAAGCCUUUUUAAGUGGCACAAUAUUAACGGGAUACUGUAAUCCUGGUUACGGCACCAUUUCAGGACCGAUAACUGCUACAUGUGAUGAUCAUUAUCAAACAAAAUUCUUUGACAUUUGCCAAGAACUUAUAAUGAACAUCGCUGUAGGAAAACCGGCAGCAGAAUCCAGCACUGCGGUUCCGGGGAGUCCAGCAGUUGUCGCUGUUGAUGGAAAUCGGGACACCAACUGGUUUAGUGGAUCAUGUACUCACACUGGCUUUAAUGAAAAUACGCCGUGGUGGCGAGUAGAUCUCCUAAAUAUUUACUACAUAGUAACAGUUAGAAUGUUAAACAGAGGAGACCCACCAAAUUACACUGCAAAUCGGGUAAGGUCUCAACUUCAAAGGGAUACUGGCUUUGAAGCGAGUGUCCAGAACACAAGGAAUCGACUGGACAGAUUUCACUUACAGGCCCGACGUCCUCGUGCCAUUCCCUGUUUGAGGGAUCGUCUCAUUAAGGAUCGACUCCGAUGGUGUCUUCGCCAUCAACGCUGGUAUUAUCGCCGAUGGAAUCACGUAAUGUUCUCAGAUGAGUCGAGGUUCACAUUGGACUUUCUAGACAAACACGUCUCUGAUCGCCUCCGUGAUGUAACUAUCACUGCCGGGAACACCACUUCAUCUCUAUCUUAUUCCGGUGGUUUCUUUGCCGGGCCCGGAAGUACAGGAGAACUUGUGACCGUCCAGUGUGCGCCCCACACAGUCGGGCGGUACGUUAAGAUACAGAUUGUUACAGAAUUUCGUGAUCCCAUUGUAGAUUUUACAGACUCCAAAAGUCGAAAAGACUACAAACUUUCUAUUAAUUAA